Messenger RNA from Linum tenue, 9345 nucleotides. The record is from the annotation of a GenBank genome assembly. Lineage: Eukaryota; Viridiplantae; Streptophyta; Magnoliopsida; Malpighiales; Linaceae.
CUCCUCUGCUCGCUCUGUUUCUGUUUCCUCUCGGGUCCAGAAAGUGAAAAGAUGAUGGUCCAAGUACCUGAAUGGAAGCUUAGGGCAAGUCUGGAUGCAACUGGAGGACACACAGGAUUUGGAGGAAAAAGAAUUAAAAUCCAUGGUUUGGGAGGCCAAACCCAUGAUCGUGGAAUCAGCGUUUUAAGCAUGGAUUCUGAGCAGAGUUAUUCCCCGGUUUGGUGUCUUCAUUCUACAACUGGCGAUUUUCAGCGACCAAUAGUGGAUUUCUUCCAAGGACCACUGAUAGACCGCUUAGGAGCGAGUCUGGGAUCGAUUGGACGAAGAACGGACGAAGGGCGAGCUUGUGGAGGAGUGCACGGGCAGACCAGGAGGCUGCACGGCCGUGCACUUGAGCCAUUUGGCCGUGCGCCUCACGCCGAGACCAUGCACGGGCACAAUCCAGGCUUGCAUGGCCGUGCGCCUGGCCGUGCAAGAAGGCUAAGCUUGUUAAGUGAAACGAGCCCUAGAGAGAGAAAGUGCGAAGAACUCAUCCUAGAAGCUAUCUUGGAGCUGGAUUUCAUCGAAUCGAGCCUGGAGAUUGUCAUAGGAGUGAACAUCAUCGUCCCGGAGCAGAUUAUCCUCGUCGUUAUGAGUAUGACUAAUCCGAUUCUUGUUUUCUCUUCUCUCUCUAUGGAGAGAUUGGCUAUACGAGAGUUAGCCGGUUUACUGCUUUGUACUGGUGUUCUUGACGCCAGUAGUGGAGUUAUGUGUUCACAGCCUCAGCUUUCUAUCCCGUUUGGUGUUGUGUUUUGGCGUGUCAAGUUUUUGGCGCCGUUGCCGGGGAGCCCUCUAGGUUAUUGGGGAAACUGCAUGACCCGUAGCCAGUCGGGAGAUCUACUACCGUUAGACCAGGAGCUUGAACGAACUUGCAGGAACUUCAAGCGGGCUCUAAAGGCACGACUGGCUGCGGAGGAGGAGCUACCACAGCUGCCGUUAGAAGAAGAAGAAGGCGAGAUGGCUGAUCCAGAGAACCGUGAUAUGAUCCCAGAGGAGCAGACCAUGGGAUCCUACUGGACCGCUAGGGCUGCAGACAUGAGGUCACCCAUUCAACACCCUCAUGUCCCAGCCAACAACUUUGAGGUGAGCACCUCCGUGAUCACCAUGCUGCGCGGUUCAGUAGUGUUCCGUGGUAAGGAGGGAGAGUGCCCUCGAUCACAUCUCAGGCGAUUCCACGAGCUCAUCGAUGGAAUCAAGAUCAAUGGGGUACCAGCAGAUGCCAUCCAGCUGAGGUACUUCCCAUUCACUCUGGAGGGGCAGGCCAAGGAGUGGCUAGACACUCGACCUCCGGGCUCCAUCACCACGUUCGCCAACCUGGCGGACAAGUUCCUCACCCGCUACCAUCCUCCAUCCAAGACAGCUGAUCUCCAGAAGCAGAUUACACACUUUUCUCAGGAUGAGGAUGAGACCAUUAGGGAUGCUUGGGAGAGGUACACCAGCCUCUUUCUCAGGUGUCCCAACCAUGGUUUCAAUGAUGCGUUUAAGGUGGGCACUUUCUAUCACGCCCUCUUCCCGGAGGACAAGCAGCUGAUCGAUUCGGUUUGUGGCGGGAACAUGCUGACCAAAACCCCGCCACAGCUGAAUCAACUCUUUGAGGAGAUGGCGGAGAACGGUUAUGACUGGGGCACUGCCAGGAGAUCGAGACGAGCACCUGGAAGGGGUGUGCAUGCUGUGGGCACCCAGUCAUCUGAUCUGGUGCAGGUGGUAUCGAAGCUGGUUUCAGCUAUCGAUCGUUCUGGUUUGAUUGCAGGUACCGGACAGCCGCAGGCGAUGCACUGCCAGUGGUGUGAGAGCUCUCAUCACACCGUGGAGGACUGUCAGGCUAUGAGGGAGUCGUCCACUCCCCAGGAGCAGACCACCAGCUCCCCAGGGACCUCCCGGUUUCCAGAGGCCUCCAUUCCAGCCCAGAUAGGGGCAAUUUCAGCAGCAACAACAGCCACUCUACCAGCCCAGACAGGGGCCAGUUCCACCUCAGUCGCAGGCACGACCAUUUCCACAGGCAGGGGCAGCCCCAGCACAGAAGCUGGUCAGAGAAACACGCAGGCUGUGCUGCGAGACAUACAGACCCAGCUUGGUGGUGUUGCCCAGGCUGUUGCUCGACGGACUCCAGGUACCUUGCCUGGUCAGACCAUCCCUCACCCGCAGAACCAGGAUGAAAACUGCAGUGCCAUCACAACCAGGAGUGGCAAGGUGACUGCCGAUUCCCCUGUUCGGGCAGCGGAGAAAGAGACCCCUGCUUCAGCACUUCCAGCUAAUCAGGAAGAAAUGGAGAAGGAGGUUGAGGUGCCUGCUCCUACACUGCAACCAGGGGUGAAGGAGUAUGUACCACAGCUUCCCUUUCCUACUCGGUUGCACAAAGACCGACUAGAGACUGAGUUUGCCAAAUUCAUGGCAAUGCUGAAGCAGGUGAAUAUUAGCAUGCCCUUCGUGGAGGCAUUAUCGAAGAUGCCCAAGUAUGCCAAGUUCAUGAAGGAUCUCCUCACCAACAAGAGGAAGCUUGGGGAGCUGUCUACGGUGAUGCUAAACGAGGAGUGUUCUGCCAUCCUGCAGAACAAACUACCAGAGAAGCGAAAAGAUCCAGGGAGUUUCACUAUCCCUUGCAUGAUUGGUAGUUUGCAUGUAGGGAAAUCCUUGGCGGAUUUAGGCGCUAGCAUUAAUGUCAUGCCUUAUUCAUUGUUUAAGAAGCUAGGCCUAGGUGAACCCAGUAAUACUAGGAUGAGCAUCCAGCUUGCUGAUAGAUCUAUUGUGCAUCCUAGGGGUAUAGCAGAGGACUUGAUAGUCGCAGUAGGGCCAUUUUCAUAUCCUGUUGAUUUUGUGAUUCUGGACAUAAAUGAGGAUGUUGAUGUGCCAUUGAUACUGGGUAGACCUUUUCUCGCCACCGCCAAGGCACUGAUUGAUGUUAAUGAUGGAAAGCUGAUUUUGAGAGCUGGGGGUGAACAAAUCACCUUCUCUGUUUCUGAUAAUAUGAAACACCCCCAGCUCCAUGAUGAUCUUGAUUACUGUGAUGUUGUUGCUGAUUUUGAGACCGCACUCGCCAUCACGAGUGCGGGUACUGAUGAUUUCCUUGAGCGUUGUCUUUUGCUAGGGGAACAGGCAUCACAGGAUAUGCAGCUGGCGGAGCAGCUGGCGGAGCUGGACGAGGCUGCGAGCGAGGGGCGAGAGCUGCCAUUCAAGCCGAUUCCCAUCUCGCCCCGGCUCGCUACAUCAUUGGAGGAGCCACCAGAGUUGGAGCUUAAGCCCCUCCCAUCUCAUCUGGAGUAUGCAUUUCUCCGGGAGGGGAAUAAGCUCCCGGUUAUUAUUAGCUCGGAUCUCACCCCCGAGCAGAAGAGCAGGUUGGUGGCUCUGUUGCAGAAGUAUGCCCGGGCCAUGGCAUGGAAGAUCACUGACAUCAGAGGCAUUAGCCCAUCCUUCUGCUCUCACAGAAUCUUGAUGGAGGAUGAGGUUAAGCCAGUCAGGCAGCCGCAGAGGAGAUUGUCUCCUAACUUGGAGGCAGUGGUCCAGGCAGAGAUCGUGAAGCUCAUGGAUGCAGGGAUCAUCUUUGCUAUAUCUGAUAGCAAGUGGGUCAGCCCCACUCAGGUGGUCCCGAAGAAAGGCGGGAUGACUGUGGUCCCGAACGAGAAGAAGGAGUUGAUCCCGAUGCGGACCGUGACCGGCUGGAGAGUCUGCAUCGAUUACCGGCGCCUGAACGACGCCACCAGGAAAGAUCAUUUUCCCCUACCUUUCAUUGACCAGAUGCUGGAGAGGUUGGCGGGCCAUGAGUUCUAUUGCUUCCUGGAUGGCAUGUCUGGGUACUUCCAGAUUCCUAUUGCACCGGAGGAUCAGGAGAAGACCACAUUCACUUGCCCCUUCGGCACUUUUGCUUACCGGAGGAUUCCAUUUGGGCUGUGUAACGCACCGGCGACCUUCCAGAGAUGCAUGCUGGCUAUCUUUGACCGACUGGUUGGAGAGAUCAUGGAAGUCUUCAUGGAUGAUUUCUCGGUAUAUGGAGACUCCUUCACUCAUUGUCUCCAUAACCUGGAACUCGUUCUGAAGAGGUGCGAGGAGACGAAUCUGGCACUCAGCUGGGAGAAGUGCCAUUUCAUGGUUCGUGAGGGUAUCGUGCUUGGGCACAAGAUCUCCAAGAAGGGGAUUGAGGUAGAUCGCGCGAAGAUUGAGACGAUCAGUCAGCUACCUCCUCCCGUUUCUGUGAAGGGGAUUCGCAGCUUUCUGGGCCAUGCAGGCUUUUACCGGCGCUUCAUCAAAGAUUUCUCGAAGAUUGCCCUGCCGUUGACCAAGCUGCUGGAGAAGGAUGCGCCAUUCCAGUUCACUCCAGAGUGCACAGCUGCAUUUGAGACUCUGAAGGAGAAGCUUACCCAAGCCCCUAUCAUGGUGACUCCUGACUGGUCUCUUCCUUUUGAGCUGAUGUGCGAUGCGAGUGAUUAUGCAGUCGGAGCAGUUCUGGGUCAGAGACGCGAGAAACACUUCCAGCCCAUCUACUACGCGUCGAAGACCUUGAACGAUGCACAGGAGAACUACACCACCACAGAGAAGGAGCUCCUCGCUGUGGUGUAUGCAUUUGACAAGUUCCGACCCUAUCUGGUGCUCUCUCAUGUGGUGGUUUACACUGACCACUCGGCGAUUCGUUAUCUGAUGAGCAAGGCUGAUGCCAAGCCUCGGCUCAUCCGCUGGAUCCUGCUGCUGCAGGAGUUUGAUAUCGAGAUCCGGGACAAGAAGGGAGCCGAGAAUGUUGCUGCAGAUCAUCUUUCACGGUUGGAAGCCCCUCCGGUGGAUAACUUCGAGGAAGAGAUCGACGACCCCUUCCCGGGCGAGCGAUUGCUGGCGAUGACCCUGGUGGACAGCGUGACCCCUUGGUAUUCUGACUUUGCCAAUUAUCUGGUGGGCAAGCAGUUACCCAAGGGGAUGGCUACUCAUGCGAAGCGCAAGUUCUUCUCCGAUCUGAAGCACUACUUUUGGGAGGAUCCUUACCUCUUCAGAAUCGGAGCAGAUGGCGUGAUCCGGCGCUGUGUCAUGGAGCAUGAGAUGGGAGACAUCCUGUCUCACUGUCACGAAGGACCUACUGGCGGUCAUCAUGGAGGAACCCGCACGGCGCGGAAGGUGCUACAGUCGGGCUUCUAUUGGCCCUCGCUCUUCAAGGAUGCAGACACCUUCGCACGCCAGUGCGACCGCUGCCAAAGGUCAGGUAACAUUUCUGCCCGGGAUGAGAUGCCCCAACAUAUAUCUGUUAUUUGUGAAAUUUUUGAUGUUUGGGGUAUCGAUUUCAUGGGCCCAUUCCCUCCAUCUUUUGGCAAUCUGUACAUUUUGGUUGCAGUGGACUACGUCUCGAGGUGGGCAGAAGCUCAAGCCAUGCCCACCAAUGAUGCAAGACGGGUCUGCUCAUUUCUGAAGCAGCUGUUCUCCCGGUUCGGGACACCUCGCGCCAUUAUUAGUGAUAGAGGAACCCAUUUUCAGGGGCAAUUCACUAAACUCCUCUCUCGCUAUGGCGUUAAGCAUCAGACGGUGGAUCAGUCCCGCAAGGAUUGGUCCACCAAGCUCGAUGAUGCUCUCUGGGCGUAUAGGACUGCCUAUAAGAACCCGAUUGGCACUUCUCCCUAUAGACUUGUCUAUGGGAAGGCGUGCCAUUUGCCGGUAGAGCUAGAGCACAAGGCCUUCUGGGCCAUUAAGCUGCUAAACAUGGAUUUGAGUGUUGCAGGUACAGAACGUAAGUUGCAGCUGCUGGAGUUGGAGGAGUGGCGUUACCACGCCUACGAGAACACCCUGCUCUAUAAAGAGCGCACCAAGCGUCUUCACGACGCUAGGUUGAGGGGCCCGAAGGAGUUUCAGGUAGGUGAUCGUGUUCUGCUCUUUAAUGCACGCCUGAAACUCUUUCCGGGCAAGCUCCGUUCUAGGUGGUCGGGUCCUUUCACGGUGACCCAAGUUUUCCCGCACGGUGCGGUGGAGAUCAACAAUGCUCAAACCGAGCCAUUCAAGGUGAAUGGCCACCUCCUAAAGUUAUACUUGGGAGGUGCUGUCGAGCGCGCAGAGCUGCUGAUCAAGCUCGAGGACCCUUACAAGGUGCACGGCCAGAAAAUCAACUUGCACGGCCGUGCGCCUAGCCUGGCCUGGCCGUGCGCGCUCUCGGCCAGGAGUGCACGGCCAAAAGUGCCUUGUGCACGGCCGUGCACAUCCUCGGGUGCACGCCCAGCAUAUCGCCUCGCACGGCCGUGCAGUACCCUCGGCCAGGCCGUGCGAGCUCUCGUCGCUAGUUGCACGGCCAAAUGUGCUAUGUGCACGGCCGUGCAACUCCCUCGGCCAGGCCGUGUCGGCCUGCACGGGCAAAAUGCCAAGGUGCACGGCCGUGCGCCUCUGCCCGUGCAGCCGAGGAACGGGCUCUAUAAAUGGCCGUGCACGGCCAUAGUGGUCAGAAACCCAAUUUUUCUCGCCGGAAACCUCUCCCACUCACCGGAAAACCGCGCCCAACCUCCCUAUUUUGAUUUUUCCGGCCACUUUGGGUCCGUUUUUCACCAAACCAACACAAAACCCAUUCUUUCCACACCCAAGGCGGCCUAUCCCCUGAGUUUGAGCGAGUUUGGGCGACAUUUUUGUCGCCGGAGGCGAUUCCCGGCGAGAAUCCGGCGAGGCUCCGACGAGCUUUUCCGACCAGAUUUUCGGCUUUUCGUCGCUUCCAUUGUCUUCCCCUCAUCUUCCCCUACACCUCUACUUGAGUCUCCAGACUUUGGCCAAUUUCAUGCUUCACUUAAUAGUGCACACAAGGUGUUCGAUGAAAUGCCUGUUUUCCAUGCCAUGUUGUGGCCACCGGUUGGGGCCCUUAAUGAUGUCGUUUGUGGGGCGAUGGCACAACCUAAUUUCCAGCACCCGUUCAUCCGGGAUCUCAGGAGGGGUCCCACCGCAGCACGCUUCAAGCAGGUCGUGGAAACCCCGUUUGGCGCCCACCAUUGCUUGUCCAAACGGGAGUUUCAGCGAUUGCACUGCUACAACCAGAUUUCCGCCGUGCUCGCCAACACUGCAUGGCGCCGUCUGUUACAGAUCUGCGAGCCGGUCUACAACGAGCCGGUGUGGGAGUUCUACACCACUUUCAAGCACAACUCCACGACCAGGUACCAUGAUAGUACAGCCGUUCAAUUCAGGCUGGGUGGGGUCCCCCGAUCCUUGAGCUAUCACGAGCUGGCUGAGGCUCUCGACCUCGACCUCGACGACCGUCGGGAGUACGUCACCGAGCUUAAAGAGCCGGAGGUGGACUUCAAGAGGCUGUACACCAGCCUGGCUCAGCCUGGCCAGACGCGUCCUUUCAAGUCUGGGAGGACGAAGGCAUCUACCCUGCAGAUCGAGUACCGACUUCUCCACCACCUGCUGGGGAAGUCUUACACUCCUACAUAUGACAGCUCCGGCCACAUCACGAAAAGGCCCCUGUACUUCCUCGACUCGAUCCGACAGCGCUACCAUCCUCUCCACCUGGGUUCGGUGGUGGCCACGACAUUCGAGAAGACGGCCAAGGAGCUGAAGAGCCUCCACUACGCCCCCCUCAUCACCCGCCUGGUUACCUUCUUCGGCCUCUCCCUGCAGGGGUGCACCAAGGAGGGGGAGACCCCCAUCUUUGGCGCUGUGACGAUCGGGAAGAUGCUGUUGUUGCGGGAGAGGAACGGUGUUCAGUGGGUCGAGGGAUUUCCGGAGCCUCCUAUCCCCGCGGAGCCCGAGGAGGAGGCUGACGAUGAGGUGGAGGCUGCUGUGGAUGCUGCUGAUGAUCCCCCACCGACUGACUUCCAUUUUGGGGGUAGCAGCUCCACUUUCCAGGGCCAGGACUACUUCACCCAGCAGUUCGAGCAGCUGAGGAUACAGAACCAGCUGCUCCUCGACCAGCAGAUGCAGUUCCAGCAACAGUACGCGGCAGAUCAGGCCGAGUACCGCCACAGGCUGGACGCGAUCCAGGCUCAGCAGGGCGUGACUCUCGCCCAUAUCGAGCGGGAGAAGCGCCGUUCCCGGCGCAUGCAGGAGGUUCAGCAGCACCUGCUUCAGCUGGUUCCGGGCGAUCCACCGGUCUGGAGGACUCCCUGGGAUGACUCCCCUCCACAUGACGGCGCGGCUGGCGCUGCUGGUGAUGAUGCAUUCAUGGAUGACAUCGACUUCACCGAUCUUGGCGACGAUAUUGACCACUUCCCCGUUCGCUUCUCGCUGACUGGUCCACUUCCAGUCCCCCAGCAAUGGUGCUUGGAGCCUAGUCCACUGUCCGAAUCUUACGAUUUGAGGGCUCCAAGACAACCUAUGAUGAGGACUGAGAUGUGCAGUAGAACGAUGGUAUCAGAAUGUGAGAUAGAGCAUAUAGCAUUUAGAGGCUGCCAUCAUGGUGAAGAGAUGAUAGGAUUGAGAGAAAUAGCAUGCGCAUCUUUCGCAUCAAAUUGUCCUGACCCCACUGGUCGAGAUCUAGGUUGGCCAGUGAACAGGAGGGAGACUCUUCCUUUACUCGAUUUGCUGCACUCGAAUGUCCAUGGUGGUGGUUGUCCAGGCUUAGGAGCGAGUCUGGGGUCGAUUGGACGAAGAACGGACGAAGGGCGAGCUUGUGGAGGAGUGCACGGGCAGACCAGGAGGCUGCACGGCCGUGCACUUGAGCCAUUUGGCCGUGCGCCUCACGCCGAGACCAUGCACGGGUACAAUCCAGGCUUGCACGGCCGUGCGCCUGGCCGUGCAAGAAGGCUAAGCUUGUUAAGUGAAACGAGCCCUAGAGAGAGAAAGUGCGAAGAACUCAUCCUAGAAGCUAUCUUGGAGCUGGAUUUCAUCGAAUCGAGCCUGGAGAUUGUCAUAGGAGUGAACAUCAUCGUCCCGGAGCAGAUUAUCCUCAUCGUUAUGAGUAUGACUAAUCCGAUUCUUGUUUUCUCUUCUCUCUCUAUGGAGUAGAACCCUUCUCUCACUUGGGUAUGAAGAACCCUAGUUCCUUGUGUUAGGGAUUUGAUUGUAAUGACUUGGGAUGAUAUUAUUGUUUGAUUUUAAUCGAAUGACGCAUGUUUCAUGAAUUGAUUUGAGUCUGAUCAGCUUGUCUCAAUUUCUGCUUCAACCUGAGAUAGAUAGAAUCUGAUUAGGUUGUUAGAGCCUCUUCAUUCGAUAGUAGGAGAUUGGCUAUACGAGAGUUAGCCGGUUUACUGCUUUGUACUGGUGUUCUUGACGCCAGUAGUGGAGUUCUGUGUUCACAGCCUCAGCUUUCUAUCCCGGUGAAGACUAGUCGUCUGCCGGGUAAUUAGACUGAGAGGGCUUGGUCAGCUUAAGAGAUUCCAAGCUACUGUCGGAUCUUCCGCAGUCUAAUCAACAGUAAAUCAACCC